AUGUCUGCCCCCAAGACCUUCUUCAUUACUGGCGCCAACCGCGGCAUCGGCAAGGGCUUCACCGAGAAGCUCCUCCUGCGACCUGGAGUCACCGUCGUAGCCACAGCUAGAGACCCUGCAAAGGCCGCCGCCCUCAACUCGCUGCCAAAGGGCGAAGGGAGCAAGCUGAUCAUUCUCAAGCUUGACUCCCAAGUCGAUGCCGAUGCGGCUGCGGCAGUCGCACAGCUCCAGAAGGAUUACGGCAUCAAGUCCCUCGACGUCGUCAUCGCCAACGCCGGCAUCGCCAACUCGGGCAGCACCGUGUCCAAGACCACUCCCGAGUCUCUCCGAGAGCACUUCAACACCAACUCCAUCGGCCCCGUGACGCUUUUCCAGGCCGUCUCCCCCCUACUCCAGGCCAGCUCGACCGGCAACCCCAUCUUCUUCCCCAUCUCGACUUUGAUCGGCAGCAUUGGAAGCCAGGAGGCCCUCGCGGCCUUCCCCCAAGUUUUCAGCCCUUACGGUGCCAGCAAGACAGCCAUUAACUGGAUUGUCUCCCGCCUUCACUUCGAGGAGCCCUGGCUCACCGCCUUCGCGGUCCACCCUGGGUUGGUCUUGACCGAUAUGGGCGCUGCAGUCAUUCCUGAAGGCGUUGACCCAGCUGCAGUUGGCGCCAUCGACGUUGAGACUAGUGUUAACGGUCUCCUGAAGCUGGCUGACACUGCUACUCGGGCCGAGUUUGGUGGCAAGUUCAAGAACUAUGACGGCACCGCGCUUCCGUGGUAG
This is a messenger RNA of Ilyonectria robusta, 765 nucleotides long. Its product is annotated as aflatoxin biosynthesis ketoreductase nor-1. The coding region runs from base 1 to 765 and encodes 254 amino acids. NCBI's taxonomy places the organism in Eukaryota, Fungi, Ascomycota, Sordariomycetes, Hypocreales, Nectriaceae. The record is from RefSeq and is a predicted model, not a curated record. The transcript has a single exon.